Rhinocladiella mackenziei CBS 650.93 is the source of this 1443-nucleotide messenger RNA. RefSeq lists its product as uncharacterized. The coding region runs from base 1 to 1443 and encodes 480 amino acids. Gene Ontology annotation, cellular component: nucleus. NCBI's taxonomy places the organism in Eukaryota, Fungi, Ascomycota, Eurotiomycetes, Chaetothyriales, Herpotrichiellaceae. The transcript is spliced from 3 exons. Gene Ontology annotation, biological process: positive regulation of transcription by RNA polymerase II. The record is from RefSeq and is a predicted model, not a curated record. Gene Ontology annotation, molecular function: DNA-binding transcription factor activity; transcription cis-regulatory region binding.
AUGACAGUGGAACCUCAGGACCCUUCGGUUGUUGACGAAGAGGCGGCCCUCAGAGGACGAUCCGUGCCGGGACUCUUGUAUUGUUCCACCUCAAACGGCGACCCCUCUAUCAAGCAGGCAAGAAGAUUUGGAAACCAUCGGCAUUCCUCACAACCUCUCUGCAAGUCUUCGCUCCCGCCACCAGAUACUAUCCUCUGCAAUCCACAACUUCAAGUCGAUUUCUUCUCUCAUGAAAUAUGCAAGGCUUUAUGUGCGUUUGACUCGAUCUACAAUCCGGAACGGAUUGUCACGGUCUCACGCGCAGAUGCCUCCCUACUAUUCUUCUCCUUGUCUCGAUAUCUCACCGCCGCAUACUUCAACACCAAUACUUCCACUUCUAAUGGCUGUGUAGUUGCCCGCAACGCACAGACUGAAACAUUGCACCGGCUGAAACAUGAGAUCACCGAGUUGGAUAUGUCAAAACAAACCAAGAUCGAAGAGGUACUUAUGGCUGUGAUAAUGUAUGGUCUCAGUACCAACUGGGAUGGAUCCAACGAUCCGAGCUUCAUGCAUUACAACGCCGCCGUUUCUACGUUUCAUCAUACUUAUCAAGACGCGAAUGUAGAACCACGUCGCUCCCGAGCAGAGGGAUUUUUUCCCCAUCUCCUCGAUCCUCCAGUUAUUGAAAAUGAAACAAGAAUUGACAACUUCCGAAUAUGGACAAAUAAGAUUGUUCCACAUCCUCUCGCUGGUGUUUCCCCACAGGCGCAGUUGCUGCUUGGUCGAGUCGGUUCACUUGUAUAUGCACAGAGAUUGAGGUGUCGGGAACGAUCAUUUACGAGCAUGAACAACAUCCAUAAAGAAUAUCGAGCCCUUCAGGAAGCUAGGCAGCUGGAAGAAGAACUUCUUAUCUUAGAGCUUCCACAAGAGGAUGAAUUUGUCGAUGUCACUGACCCGGAUACACCGCUCAAGGAUCUCUUCACCACCGCGGAUGCUUAUCGACUUUCAGCACUUGUAUUACUCUAUCGGACAUUUCCGGAUCUUCUCGAGGUACGAUUGAGUUGGAGGCUCAGCCAAGGAACCUAUUCUUGCUGUCAUUCUCAAGAAGAGCGAAGGCUCCUCUGGGUCACUGCUUUAGCUCUACAUGUUCUUGAUCUGCUCUGCCAAAACGCCCCUGGAUCUGGGACGCGAAGUAUUCAGCAAAUCUUGCUGAUCAUCGUCGCUGGGGAAUUGAGGAUGCCACAAUCUUCUCUCACGAUGCAAGCAUUUGACGACAGUAGUACGGAUUCAAUCUCGCCCGAGACCGCCUCUUCUGUCACCACCUCAACUAAGCCGGAAUAUACAGACAUAUUCGAUGUGCUUGAUCAUGGAGGCGUGGCAGCUGUCCACGACCGGCUUGGCGCUGCUGCUGAGGACUGUUUCUGCCAGGAAGUCAACUCAGAGUCGGGUGUUCAACGCUCGUGA